Rhea pennata is the source of this 609-nucleotide messenger RNA. It is a transcript of the gene PABPN1L, whose product is annotated as PABPN1 like, cytoplasmic. The record is from RefSeq and is a predicted model, not a curated record. Gene Ontology annotation, cellular component: nucleus. The transcript has 6 exons. The coding region runs from base 1 to 609 and encodes 202 amino acids. NCBI's taxonomy places the organism in Eukaryota, Metazoa, Chordata, Aves, Rheiformes, Rheidae. Gene Ontology annotation, molecular function: poly(A) binding.
AUGGCGGCUCUGCAGAAGGCUGCAGCAGAAGACUUGGGCCUGAACCACCUGGAAGGGGACAGUGCAGAAGAGCUGGAUGUGCAGGACCCAGAGUUGGAGGCCAUCAAAGCCAGAGUGCGGGAGAUGGAGAAAGAGGAUGAGAGGCUGAAGGAGUUACAGCUGGAAGCUGAGAGCCGCUUCAUCAUGAGCUCAGAGGCAGGUCUGUUCCCAAAGACGGCAGAGGAGAAAAUGGAGGUUGAUCAGCGAUCCAUCUAUGUGGGCAAUGUGGACUAUGGUGGGACUGCGGAGGAGCUGGAGUCUCACUUCAACAGCUGUGGGCAGAUCAACCGGGUGACCAUCCUCUGUGACAAGUUCUCGGGACACCCCAAAGGGUACGCCUACAUCGAGUUUGAGCAGAAGAGCUCCGUGAAGGCGGCGGUGGAGCUGGAUGAGAGCAUGUUCAGAGGUCGCGUCAUUAAGGUGCUGCCCAAGAGAACCAACAUGCCGGGCAUCAGCAGCACCGACCGUGGGGGCUACCGGGGCCGCUUCCACGCCCGGGGAGGGCUCUCCCAGUGGGGAAGCUAUUACGGAGGGCAGCGCUCACGGGUGCGAGGGAGGAUGUACAGGUGA